AUGUCACAGACAGAAUUUUGUUUGACGGUUGUUCAAGAAGGGAAAGAUGGCGUGUCCAGGCUUGCCCAGAUGAAAGAGCGCCUGACCAGGCGGCCCAGCGAAUUACCAGAUAGCGAGGAGGAGGAAUGCGGCUAUGCCAGUGGCCAGCCGCUGCUGCCAGUGUCACAGCCCCCAGGCAAAACCCACAAACACCGUGGGUUUUGUGUGAUAACCAGCACCAACAGCUCCACUUGCAAACGGCCCCAGGCAGAGGCCGUUGAGGAAGGAGGCUGCUGCAACUCCUGCCUUUCAGAUGGCUCUGUGGCGAGGACAGCGCAGCCUCAGCUCCCUCGAGCAUGAAACCACUGGUUUGGCUGCAGAAGACUGCCCAGGAGAUACACUGAGUGCGCGCAGUGAAGAGUCCUGGGGCUGCUGCAGGGCUCCGCACCUUUCAGAGCAAUGCUGCAGGCCAGCACGGCGAGGCUCGUGUCGGACACCUACCUGGCGAAACUCCUGGAAGGGCUCAGCAACCUUCGCUCGCAGAGCGCACUGUGCGACGUGACACUGGAGGCAGAAGGGGUUUGCUUUCCAGCCCACAAGGUCAUUUUAGCGUCAGCAAGUAAUUACUGCAAGAUCCUGUUUGUUGGAAACUUGACAAGAGCGGGGAGCCCAGAUGAUAACAUCCGGCUGAAAGCUGUCAGUGCUACCGGACUGAGGAAUGUUCUCAACUUCAUUUACUCCAACGAACUAGACCUCUCAUUACAGAAUAUUGAGGAGACCUUCAAAGCUGCAGAAACCCUCCUGGUUCGGGAGGUGAUCAAGCUGUGCUUUCGCUUUCUGGAGGGUUGCUUGAACUGUGAGAACUGCGUGGAUGUUCUUAACAUUGCUAAAAAACUUGGCCCAGCAGAGUUGAGACAGAAAGCCAUGUGCUACGUAGGACAGCACUGCAAACAGAUCCUGGCUGAUCCUCAGUGCUUGAAAGACCUGGACCGAGGAACCCUUUGUGAAAUUUUAGACAGGACCGACACGGAGGGAUGCAGUGAGCUGGAGCUGUUCAGAGCCGCUGUGAGCUGGCUGCAGCAUGACCGCACGCGGCUGAAAGAUGCAGCAGAUAUUUUCAGGCGCGUAAGAUUCCCUCUCAUUCCUUUACAGGAUCUGCAGAGAUAUGUCCAGGAAAUGUCUCUUAUGAGGCUGGAUUCAGGCUGCCACAGGUACCUGCAGGAGGCUCUGAAUUACCACUCCCAGCUGUAUGCUCAGCCAGUCCUGCAGACCAAGAGCAUGAGCCUCCGCUCCGGUUCCACCAUGUUGCUUGUCGCCGGUGGCAGAACCACCGACAACUGCGUGUGCAGAGAGAUGUGGGCUGCAGACCAGAGCUGCAGCACCUGGCACAAGGUCGGGGACCUCUGUGUGCCAGUGUACAACCACUGUGUCGCCGUCAUCAAUGACUUCCUCUUUGUCAUCGGGGGACAGUGCAAAUUUGAUCCCACGGGAAAACAGCCAUCAAAUAAGGUUUUCCGAUUUGAUCCCCGCAACACUUCCUGGCUCCAGGUUGCCAGCAUGCUGGAGAGGCGGACACGCUUCCACGCGGGUGUGCUGUCUGACUGCAUCUUCGCCGUGGGUGGUGGGACACUUCUGGGGACUCUCACGCGCACCGUGGAAUUGUACCAGCCCGCUGACAACAAGUGGGAAUUUGCAGCUCCUUUCCCCAUGCCUAUUGCUGAUCAUGCAGGCACAACCCACAAAGGAAUCCUCUAUAUUUCAGGGGGCUUCUCUGGGGGUAAAACCUUACGAGACACUUACAGCUACCUCCCUCGCCUCCGACGCUGGAUCAGCAACAGUGCCAUGGCUUUUACCCGCUGUGAUCACGGGAUGGCUACGGUCAGGGACAGGAUCUUUUGCAUUGGAGGAAGGACACUAAAAGGAGCAGAGGAAUGGAUUCACGUCAAUAAGACGGAGUAUUAUUGUCCCGUAAGCAAUCAGUGGACGACGCUAACACUAUCACUGUUCAGCUGCUGCCAGUUCAGCAUCACAGCCCACGAGUCUACGCUCUACCUCGCAGGAGGUGGGUCGCUGCAGCACAUGCAGAAAGAAGACAGUGUUUUCCUGUAUGACACACAGGGGCGGGUAUGGAAGAAAGCCAGUCCCCUGCCUAAAGCUCUGGUGGAUCAUGCCUCUUGCAUGAUUAAACUGUCCCAAGUGAACGCAGCUGGUGAGGCGGGGAGAGGCUCCCCCACAGGCACGAGGAAGAAAUCUACCCUCAGCUUGUUCAUCACAAAGAAACAAGAGUCCCACACUGCCUCGGAAAAGAAGUAG
This is a messenger RNA of Gavia stellata (red-throated loon), 2292 nucleotides long. Its product is annotated as kelch-like protein 9. The record is from RefSeq and is a predicted model, not a curated record. NCBI's taxonomy places the organism in Eukaryota, Metazoa, Chordata, Aves, Gaviiformes, Gaviidae. Gene Ontology annotation, molecular function: protein binding.